This is a messenger RNA of Diaporthe batatas, 1161 nucleotides long. RefSeq lists its product as uncharacterized. The coding region runs from base 1 to 1161 and encodes 386 amino acids. The record is from RefSeq and is a predicted model, not a curated record. NCBI's taxonomy places the organism in Eukaryota, Fungi, Ascomycota, Sordariomycetes, Diaporthales, Diaporthaceae. The transcript is spliced from 6 exons.
AUGAACGCGCCUAACAGCGAGAUUCUCGAGAAACAAGCACGAGAUUGGCGAGACACACUCCGAUCUGGUCUUUAUUUGUUGAUAUCGAAGAUCCAUGGUCACCCAGACCCCUUGAAGGAGCCACAAACGGCCAGAACCACGACAAAGAGCUCAGACGAUGCGCCAAAGCUGUGGACUAAGGCCGAAAACUGCCAGGUGGAGAGGCGCACACUAUAUGUCUCGAACCCUAACGAAUGGACUGCUUUGGUUCUUGUCGAAACAGCAAGUCCAACCCAAGCACCGGUCCUGUUGGACUUCAUCGAUCGGUACCUCAAGUUCGAAACAUCGAUCUCCGUCAAUGUCAAUAGGUCAUAUACGGAUUCUCGCCAGAACCACCAACGUGUACCACUGCGGCAAUCAUUUGAACUGCCCUACAUGCAUCUAUUGGGAACCCUGGAAGACCUACCGAAGCCGGGUAGGUGGAUAUGCGAGUCACAAGUGUCCCUACUCGUAUCGAUCGUUGACCUCAACGGCUGGACCGCUUACGUCUUCGAGGACACUUACUACAAGGAGCAUCAGCUCCCCCAAUACUGGGAUGACUUCUGCUCCCAGCCUGGCUACUAUUACCCCGAUGCACUGACUUCGGGAAAACUUGAUUCGACUCGUUUUCUCGAGCCAAGGAUGUACUUCCUCAGAGUGUUCGAAACCCGUAUCGAACAAGUCUACAGAGAAUGGCGGGUAGCAGUGGAUACACUGGCUGAAAUAGUGAAAAGGCAUAGACCAGAACGGAUUCUAACCGCGUUGGGGAGAUCUGGCAAUCAACGAAAGGGAAAGCGUGAGAAACAGAUAUUGCUACAACAGCGGUAUUCCGAAUGGAUCACCAACAUGACCAGUGUCGUAUCAGAUCAGUCUGAACAAAUCUCAACCACACUUACUGCGUGGGACGAAUUCGAGAAAAGGUGUACGAAGUACUUUCCAGAAGAUGUAAACUCGCCAUUGGAGACCAAGAUUGGCCACACCUUCUCAAUGAUCAAGUUGCUGAAGGUCAGACUUGACGGCUUAAGCCAGGAAAUCGCCAGGGAUCAGAGCGCACUCAGUGCACAGUUGGCAGUUGAGAACACUGGAACCGCGAAGCUUGUCAAGGCCCUGACUGUCAUUUCUAUUCAACCACUCGUCCAAUGA